Messenger RNA from Saccoglossus kowalevskii, 1116 nucleotides. Its product is annotated as carbohydrate sulfotransferase 11-like. The record is from RefSeq and is a predicted model, not a curated record. Lineage: Eukaryota; Metazoa; Hemichordata; Enteropneusta; Harrimaniidae. Gene Ontology annotation, molecular function: sulfotransferase activity. Gene Ontology annotation, biological process: carbohydrate biosynthetic process. Gene Ontology annotation, cellular component: membrane.
AUGGACAGACGUACGUAUCAAUGGGCUUUUGCUAUCUUGUGCGGUUUUUCAUGUGUUUUUCCUAUAUUAUAUCUAUCUCACAACUCCAUUCUCAGUCAAGUUAAUGUGAAGAUGAAGUUAAAUAGGGUAUUCAAUCCAUUUCAAAACGACGCCGUCCAGACUACAACAACCAAUAUUGACGACAAGUUUACCACCACAUCCACGCCACUCAUAUCAAGAAGUACAGUGUACCAUAGGGAGCACAGCGAGAUAUUGACAACAGAACGAGUACCCAGAAUCAUGAUGAAUCACAGAAACCACAGCGAGUCCUCGACAGCAGAACGAAUUCUCAGAAAUACGACUCCUGGUUGGACGGAAAUACAGAAAAGAAGAAAAGAACAUGUUGCCAUGAUAUGCCAACAAUAUCCAGAACUGAGUGCUGAAAGAGUCAAGUAUAACAAUCUUCUUGUCGACGAUAACUACAGCAUUUUCUACUGUCCAACAGCAAAGGUUGCUAGUACCAACUGGCGAAAGGUUUUACUUGUGUUGCGGGGAACUUUCACAAACGUAUCAGAGAUACUUAGCAACCGUGUGGUGUAUCAGUCGAAUCACCCAAAUUUGGGUAGUUACACCAAAACAGAAAUAGAAAUACGCAUGCGCACAUACACCAAGUUCAUGUUUUCAAGACACCCUAUACAUAAGUUACUAUCUGCAUACCUUGAUAAACUCGGUGAUUCCCCGCAAUGGGUGUUUCUGAAAAAAAUACGCCCAUGGAUGACUGAGGUGGACAAAAUAAGUUUCAGUGAUUUUGUUAACUAUAUAUUGAAAACUGAUUCAAACCAAUUAAAUAAGCACUGGGGAUUGAUUAAAAAUAAAUGUAAUCCGUGCAAUAUCGACUUCGACAUUCUUGGGAAAUUCGAAACACUGAGUGAAGACAGUAAAGGCAUACUAAAUGCCAUCAGCGCAAGUGAAAUUGUUGAUUUCCCUUCAUACGCCACGCAUAGAACGAGCAGUGCAUCGCUUGAUGUAUUGGCGAAGUACUAUAGCCAACUUUCGAAGCAGCAAACUGAAAGACUGUAUUCAAAAUAUGAAACUGAUUUUCGUUUAUUCGAUUACAACGCUGUCGAGUUUUUUUAA